Molecule: messenger RNA, 2361 nt
Organism: Erythranthe guttata (spotted monkey flower)
Lineage: Eukaryota; Viridiplantae; Streptophyta; Magnoliopsida; Lamiales; Phrymaceae
Product: NADP-dependent malic enzyme, chloroplastic
Biological process (GO): pyruvate metabolic process; malate metabolic process
Cellular component (GO): chloroplast
Molecular function (GO): malate dehydrogenase (decarboxylating) (NADP+) activity; NAD binding
Source: RefSeq, a predicted model, not a curated record
ACUCAGAAAAUCCCUGCUAUAAAUCAAAGCUCACUGGACACUUAGGAGAGAGAAAGUGUAGAGAGAGAGAGAGAGAGUAGAGAGAGAAAGUGCAGGAGAUCGCAUUUAUCUCUUACCUUCGCACUGUCUCCAGCACACCAUUCAGACCGAACACUCCGCCGCCGUCUCAAUCUUCUCUCCGCCACCAUGUUUUCAUUAAACGGAAGCACCUUUCUGAACAAUUCUCUGUGUGGGGUGUCGAAAAGCUUGACGCAGUCGGCGCAGAGGAAGAUAUCAGCUCCUCCCACGACGGUGGUGGCUUCAGUGAGUUCAAAUGGGAGGUCUGGGGAUCGAAACGUCGGCGUUUUGAUGGAGAGUACUUUGAAGGAGAUGAAUGAGAAUGCCACGUCAUCGUCUUCGGCAUCUCAGAUAACGGUGAUUGAGAAAGACACCAAAUCCACCGUCGGCGGCGGCGUGGAAGAUGUGUACGGCGAGGAUAGCGCCACCGAGGAUCAGUACAUCACCCCUUGGACUGUCACCGUUGCUAGUGGAUACCCGUUAUUGCGGGACCCACACUACAACAAAGGCCUCGCCUUUACAGAGAAAGAGAGGGAUGCUCAUUUUCUCCGAGGUCUUCUCCCACCUGUUGUUAUCAGCCAAGCCCUCCAGGUUAAGAAAAUGAUGCACAAUAUGCGUCAGUAUCAAGUACCGCUUCAACGGUACAUGGCUAUGAUGGAUCUUCAGGAGAGAAACGAGAGAUUGUUCUACAAGCUUCUGAUUGAAAAUGUGGAGGAAUUGCUUCCAGUGGUUUACACUCCGACUGUGGGGGAAGCGUGCCAAAAGUACGGGAGUAUUUUCAGACAACCUCAAGGCCUCUUCAUCAGUCUCAAAGAAAAGGGAAGAAUUCUCGAGGUGUUGAAGAAUUGGCCGGAGAAGAAGAUUCAAGUUAUCGUGGUGACUGACGGUGAAAGGAUUUUGGGACUCGGAGAUCUCGGCUGCCAGGGAAUGGGGAUACCCGUGGGGAAGCUUUCGUUGUAUUCAGCUCUUGGUGGCAUUCGUCCUUCUGCUUGCUUGCCUGUGACGAUUGAUGUGGGAACAAAUAACGAGCAGUUGUUAAAUGACGAAUUUUAUAUCGGUCUUAGAAGAAGAAGGGCAACCGGGCAGGAAUAUUCUGAGCUUCUGGACGAGUUUAUGUCUGCAGUGAAGCAGAAUUACGGAGAAAAAGUUCUCGUCCAGUUUGAAGAUUUCGCAAAUCACAAUGCUUUUGAUCUCCUUGCUAAGUAUGGAACCAGUCAUCUCGUUUUCAACGAUGAUAUUCAGGGGACUGCAUCUGUGGUCCUUGCCGGACUUAUGGCUUCGUUGAAUUUAGUCGGGGGCACCUUAGCCGAACAUACUUUCCUAUUCCUCGGAGCUGGAGAGGCUGGAACUGGUAUUGCAGAACUCAUAGCUCUCGAGAUUUCAAAACAGACAAGUGUCCCGGUGGAAGAGGCUCGCAAGAAGAUUUGGCUCGUGGACUCAAAGGGUUUGAUUGUUAAUUCUCGUUUCGAGUCUCUUCAACAUUUCAAGAGGCCGUGGGCCCACGAACACGAACCCGUCACAACUUUGUUAGAAGCUGUCAAGACCAUUAAACCGACAGUAUUAAUCGGAUCAUCUGGAGCUGGAAGAACCUUUACGAAAGAAGUGGUCGAGGCAAUGUCAUCUUUCAACGAGAAACCUGUUAUUCUAGCCCUCUCCAACCCAACAUCGCAGUCCGAAUGUACAGCCGAAGAAGCUUACACAUGGAGUGAGGGCCGAGCCAUUUUUGCUAGUGGGAGCCCGUUCAGCCCAGCCGAAUACAACGGCAAAUUUUACGCAUCGGGCCAGGCGAACAAUGCAUACAUCUUUCCCGGAUUUGGUCUCGGUUUGAUAAUUUCUGGUGCAAUUCGAGUUCACGAAGAUAUGCUUCUAGCAGCUUCGGAAGCAUUAGCUGAACAGGUUAGCCAAGAGAACUUAGAUAAAGGAUUAAUAUAUCCACCGUUUUCGAACAUCAGAUAUAUUUCAGCCCAGAUUGCCGCCAGGGUGGCAGCUAAAGCAUACGAACUAGGUUUGGCGACUCGUCUACCUCAACCGGAAAACCUAGUAGCGUACGCAGAGAGCUGUAUGUACAGCCCCAACUACCGUAACUAUCGUUAAACAGGUGGAAGAAUCGAUAAAACAUUGCCGUUUUUUCGUUAAUCCCCCUCCCCCGCUCUUAUUUUCUGAAUUAUUGCCCUGUUUUUGAAUUAUUGCAUAAAUUAAAAGACACUAGGAUUAGGUGUUUGAAAUGGAAUAUGAGAAUGGUGAAAGUGUGGUGUAUCAGUAAAAUUUAGUCCUAUCAAGUAUCUUUUUUUUUUCCCUUUAUAA